Tetrahymena thermophila SB210 is the source of this 1392-nucleotide messenger RNA. Its product is annotated as polyprenyl synthetase protein. NCBI's taxonomy places the organism in Eukaryota, Ciliophora, Oligohymenophorea, Hymenostomatida, Tetrahymenidae. The record is from RefSeq and is a predicted model, not a curated record. The transcript has 8 exons. Gene Ontology annotation, cellular component: transferase complex. Gene Ontology annotation, molecular function: prenyltransferase activity. Gene Ontology annotation, biological process: isoprenoid biosynthetic process; ubiquinone biosynthetic process.
AUGAGACAAUUUUUAAAGAGUCUAGCAGUCCUAUAAAAGUCCUCUAAAUUAAAUAGCAAUUUUGGUAGUGUAAGAGAAAGCCAACCAAAAGAAAAACUGAGCGAUUUUGAAAAAUCUUAAAAUGAUAAUAUGAUGAGACUUGUUGAUGAACUUGAUGAAAUGCAUUUAGGUAUCAAAAUAUAAAAACAGCAGGGGCUAAAAACAAAAACAGAUUACAGUAAUGCAAAUGAAGAGUUAUUUAAGCAAUUUAAAUCUAAUUCAGCAAACGAGGCAUUUAAUCUUAUUUAAGAUCACUUAAAGAUCUUUUAUCAACAAAUUAAGGAAGAAAUACUUAAAUCAGAUCAUGAUUAUGUGAAUAAAAUAUCUGGACACUACUAUUCAAAAGAAGGAAAGUUAGUGAGACCUUCACUCAAUUUCUUAUUAUCUUAAAUCUUGUUUGAUGGCACAACAUAAGAAUUCUUUGAGAAAAAAGAUUUAGUAGAAAAAUAAAGACUUUGGGCUGCCGUUAUUGAGAAUAUUCACGUUUCAUCUCUAGUGCAUGAUGAUAUUAUAGAUAAUGCAUUUACAAGAAGAGGUUUAGAAACUGCUCAUGUAAAAUUUGGACAUAGAGAAGCUGUUUUUUCAGGGGAUUAUAUUAUAGGAAGAUCAGGACAAUAAAUUUCACGUUUUAAUGAUAUUAGGAUGUAUUAAAUAUAUUCCCAUAUUAUGGAAAACCUCACUCAUGGUGAAAUUAACUAAGCUAAUUCAAAAAGAACCUAUAAAUAUGAUUUGGAUGAAAUAAUUAACUAAUACAUAUUAAAGACCUAUUACAAGACUGCUUCUUUAAUGGCAUUUAGUGCUUAAGGAGUUGGCAUAAUUUUGAAUUAGGAUUUCCAUAACUAAGAAUGCUUAUUUAAGUUUGCUCAGCAUCUAGGUAUCAGCUUUUAAUUAGCAGACGAUAUGCUUGAUUAUACUAGUGACUCUGCUUAACUAGGUAAAGCAGCUCUAGCUGAUUUAAAAGAAGGUAAUGUAACAGGACCAGUGUUAUUUGCCCUUGAAGAAAUAGAUGGUACUGAAGAACACAGAUAAAUAACAGCUAUGCUUUAAAAGCAUCCUAAAGGACUAGAUGAUAACUAAGUUAAAAUAGGUAGAUAUAUACUUUAGCAUUUAAACAUACAUUUAUAUUUAUAUUUUAUAAAUUUUUUAAUGUUAUAAAAUAAACAAAAAACAUAAAUUUUUCUUUCAAUUACUGUAAAAUUAAAAAUUAAAAAUUUUAAAUUGAACAAAAUUAAACUCAUUUUUUAUGCAACCAAAUAGUUGACUAAUUAGUUAAGAAAACAUAUGGCUUAGAAAAAACAACUAACUUAGCACUUAUUCAUAGUUAAAGAGCUUUAGAAAAUCUUCAAAACUUGA